AAAAGUUUAGUCACGGACGGGCAAAAGGGAGGAUUGGGAGGAUUCGUUUUGGAGUUCUUCUUCUGUCAACUGGCAGCAGGUCAUCGAAUUUUCAUUUCGGCUUCAUUUUUUUUGCAAAGCCGAACACGGGUGGUGUUGUAAAAAACGUUAAUUCUACGGUGAGCCGUUCGGGAUACUUCCGAGUUUCUUUUGUGCUGCGGUUCGUUUCUAGCGACCACUGUGCUGCUAUCCGUACCGAGAAAUCGGGUGGAUUAGACGAAAAAUAAGCCAAACGGAACACGCACCGGGAGUGACGUGAGUGAAAAAUUAAGACAAAAAAGACGAGACGAAGGUGAAAAUUUUUCAUCGUCCGUAGAAUUUGCUUUUCCUCUGCUUCUUGUCUACGUGGGAUUCGCGACUGUGCUCGGCGAGGAACAAAGCGACCAAACCGGAAACGGCAUCGAGUUCCGGUACUGCGACUACUACUUAGCGCUGAGGGAGAAUCGAUCCGUCCGACACAGGAGCAUCGGAACUAUCUCUCAAAUCGUCAAUCAUGUCCAGUGGUGUAGUGGUACCGCGUAACUUCAGGCUCCUGGAAGAGCUUGAAGCCGGCCAGAAGGGUGUCGGAGAUGGGACAAUCUCCUGGGGGCUGGAGAACGAUGACGAUAUGACUUUGACUCAUUGGACUGGAAUGAUCAUCGGUCCCCCUAGGACGCCAUAUGAAAACCGGAUGUAUUCGUUGAAAAUCGAGUGCGGCGACCGUUACCCAGACGAGCCGCCAACACUGAAGUUCAUGUCGAAAAUCAACAUCAACUGCAUCAAUAGUCAAAAUGGAGUGGUUGAUCAUCGAAUGGUUCCCGUGCUGAAUAGAUGGAAUCGUGAUUACACCAUAAAGACAAUUCUUCAGGAGAUUCGUAGGAUUAUGACUCUAAAGGAAAAUUUAAAGUUAACACAGCCACCGGAAGGCAGUUGCUUCUAGUGGCCUUAAGUUAAAAUGAGAAUUCGAUUCAUGAUUAAGAAGAAAAAAUCUGAAACAAAACAAUACUGUGGGCUCGUAGUUCUUGCUCAGCACUCGUUUGGUUUUCUUUUUGCUAGUUCAUCUCACUUUGAUAAUCGUUAUCGGAGCCUUUCAGCGUUCAUGCAUGCGUGCUCGCUGCUCCAACUGCGUAAGCAAAUAGCCUGUGGAAAUUAAACAAAAAAAAUAACAACAAAACUAUUUCCUAAGAUGUAAAAUCUUCUACAGUGAGCGCUCCCAUUGUUGCAACUCUGUUUUUGUGUUUCUAAAUCCACCAUUAAAAAAAAAAGAUUAGAUUAAACGAAGAGUUGCUGGCAAAAUGAGUUUAAAUAGCGGCUAUAAUCUUUGAGAUAACUUUCCCUCAUACACCCUCACUCAUGCUCUUAUAACCCUGGCAAGAAUAUAUCUGUUAAUUUGAAGUGAAAAUAUGGAUGGAGAAAACAUAAAAAAAAUUGCUUUAUAAUUGUGACAGAAAUUAAAAAGGCCCCUUAACCAUUUAAAAUUUGGGCUGGUUGAUGAAAUUAAAUCGAAUUAGUAAUUACAGCCGAUACCUAAAGGAAAGAAAGAAAAAAAAAAAACAAUGGAUACAAUAAACAACAACCAUUAUUCUCUCGAUUGCUUUCAA
Uranotaenia lowii is the source of this 1619-nucleotide messenger RNA. RefSeq names its product ubiquitin-conjugating enzyme E2 variant 1 (gene Uev1A). The record is from RefSeq and is a predicted model, not a curated record. The transcript is spliced from 5 exons. Gene Ontology annotation, biological process: DNA damage tolerance; protein K63-linked ubiquitination. Lineage: Eukaryota; Metazoa; Arthropoda; Insecta; Diptera; Culicidae. Gene Ontology annotation, cellular component: nucleus. The coding region runs from base 533 to 958 and encodes 141 amino acids.